GUGCGGCCGGAGCGGCGCGGCCGGAGCGGCUGCAGCGCGGAGCGGGGCCGGGGAAGGCUGCGGGGCCGGGGCACCGCUUCGCCCCGGCAGCCGGUGGGUCAGCGGAGGGAGGAGCGGUCGGGCGGGUACCGGCGCCCAGGGCUGCGGUUCUGCCUGCUGAAGCUGGGCAAAAACCUCUGUCGUGUUCCCCUUGGGACGGAUCGGGGCAGGGGCGAGUCCAGUGACCGCUCUGAGGGGAGGGAGGUGCGUGAGGGGCACCCCCGGUUCCACCGCCCGGCAAAGCUGCGGUGGGUCAGGGAGCGGUGUCCAAGGGGUGCUGCCCUGAGCCGGCCUCAUCUGUUGGACAGAACCGCCUUGCCGUGGUGUGACUGGUCAAGGCCAGGAGAUGUCGACCCCCCCUCUGGCCGGGGCAGGGAUGCCGCCGGGCGCUUUCUCCGGGACGCAGGCUCAGGCUGCCAGGGAGGUGAACACGGCUUCCCUCUGCCGCAUCGGCCAGGAGACCGUGCAGGACAUUGUCUUUCGAACCAUGGAAAUCUUCCAGUUACUGAGGAACAUGCAGUUACCAAAUGGUGUUACUUACCAUACUGCAACAUACCAAGACAGACUGGCAAAGCUGCAGGAACAUCUCCGUCAGCUAUCAAUACUCUUCAGAAAACUGAGAUUAGUCUAUGACAAAUGUAAUGAAAACUGUGCUGGGCUCGAUCCUGUUCCCAUAGAACAACUUAUUCCAUAUGUUGAAGAAGAUGGCUCCAAGCAUGAUGAUCGUGGUGCUGCAAGUCAGCUUCGUUUUGCUAGUGAAGAGAGAAGGGAAAUCAUGGAAGUUAAUAAGAAACUGAAACUGAAGAAUCAACAGCUGAAGCAGAUCAUGGAUCAGUUACGAAAUCUUAUUUGGGACAUAAAUGCCAUGUUGGCAAUGAGGAACUGAACAAGGAAAAUCAAUCUUUGUAACUGAAGAGGAUACAAAUCUGUUUGGAUAUACUUAACUUCCUUCUAAGAAGUAACAUGUUUUUCCACAAUUAUAUUGCAGUAAUGUUUGAAAAGUCUCAAAGAUUAAAAUGUUGGGUUGUUUUCUAGUAAUGUCAAUGGGUUUGAGUUUGUUUUUAUAGAAGAUUCAUCAUAUAAGUUUUACCUGUGCGAUUCUGCUGUACAGCCUCAGUAAUUUACAGUAGUAGUUUGGAUUGCUAUGCAGAUAGGGGGUUUUAUAAAUUGUUUCUGGAUUUUCUUUAUAAUACAAUUAAAAAUUAUAAAAACAUAUGUUUAUAUGCAGUUUAUUCUGGAGUGCAAAUAGCCUCUACAGAGAGGAAAAGUUGCAAGACGGGAAAGUUACUCCAGAUAACUAGAGGGCUGAAAUCAGCAAUCAGAUACUGCAAUUCAGUCUGCAGUAUUUUUUAUAUUAUCUGCAGUGCAGAGCAGAGCAGGACAAUCCCCUACCUUGCCCAGCUGGUGAUGCUAGGCCUGAUGCCCCCCAGGACUGGAUUGGCCCUACUGGCUGCCAUGGCACUGCUGGCUCGUGUUCAAUUUGCCAUUGACCAGGACCCCCAAGUCCUUUUCCACAGCUCUGCUCUCCAGCCUCUCAUUCUCCAGUCUGUACACACAGCCAGGGCUGCCCCAUCCCAGGUGCAGAAUCCAGCACUUGCCCUUGUUAAACUUCACACAGUUGGAGAUUGCCCAACCGUUUAAUUUGUGGAGGUCUCUCUGCAGGGCCUUUCUGACCCCAAGGGAGUUGACAGCUCCUCCCAAUUCAGUGUUAUCUACAAACUUAGUUAGUAUUCCUUCCAGUCCUGCGUUGAAGAGCACAGGGCCAGGGACGGAGCCCUGCAGAACCCCACUAGUGGCAGUCACCAGUCUGAUGUGCCCCAUUCACUGUAACGCUUUGUACCCAGCCCAUCAGCCAGUUGCUUACCUGUCACGUGACUCAGUUAUCCAGCUGUGUGCUGGACAUUUUGUCCAGAAGGCUUCUGUGAGAGAGAGUGUCCAAAAGCUUUGCUGAAGUCCGAAAAGAUCACACCUGCUGGCUUUCCUGGAUCACCUAGGUGGGUUACCCUGUUGUAGAAGGAAAUCAGGUUCAUCAAGCAGGACUUCUCCCUCAUGAAGCCAUGCUGGCUCUGAACAGCUGUGACUGGUGGUGUAUUCAUGUAUGGUUGGAAUACUUUGGUUUUGUUUAUCAGCAUGCAUUGAAUAAAGACCUCAUUAGUCUUUUCCCUGUGACUAUCAGUCAUAGUAAACUUCGGAAUAUAUGAGCAGUUCAUUAUUUUGAGUUAAUCAUAAACCUUCAUCUUUCUUUGUUCUAACUUUGUUACUCCUCACAAUUUUUGUUUGCCCUGAAAAUAAUCUUGAAAAUUUUUAUUAUCCACAGAUGCUACCAGUGUACUAUGUGUCUCUUUCUCCAGAUGAAAAGAUACACAAAACAACAGUUUCAGUAUAAAUCCAUAGGGCACUUUUAGUAUUUGUCAGGUUGAAAACUAGCCAUCCUCAGUAUUUGCUUCUUGUGUAUCACUUUUAACUCUCAUUCCGUGCCCAGUCAGACUCCAUAGUAGUUUUGUGUGAAAGACUUGUUCAGAACCUCCUGAAGCAUCCAGUUAAAUGGUAUCCUUUUAAAAGCUACCUUUUUUGCAGUCUAAUGGUUUGAUACUGAAUGCUCACUGAUGUGAGAUUCAUGGAUUUUAAAAUGUUACACUGAUUUUCAUGGAGUCAUAGAAUGGUUUGUGCUGGAACGGACAUCUGAAGAUCAUCUUGUUCCAACACCUCUGACACAGACAGGGUUGCCCAGACUCACUUUGAGCACUGCCAUGAAUGGGACAUCUGCAGCUUCUCUGGGCAACCUGUUCCGAUGUCUCACCACCCUCACAGGUGUUUCGUUGUUCUAUCAGUCUCUUUAAUUCUGUUUUUUUAAUAAUUUCAACCCAUUUGUCUACUCCUUGAGGUAAAAAUCACUGGUAACAGAUCCAGUCACACCUGGUUAACAUUAUGUGACUUUUCCCUGAAAAUAGGUACAAUAUAGUUUGUCUUUUGUUUCUCUUUUCAAAGGCCGUAAAUAUUAACAGAUGAAUGGACAUUCCAGUCUUACAGUUGAAAAUAAAGGGGUAGAAAAUG
This is a messenger RNA of Motacilla alba alba, 3093 nucleotides long. RefSeq names its product mediator complex subunit 30 (gene MED30). The record is from RefSeq and is a predicted model, not a curated record. Gene Ontology annotation, biological process: positive regulation of DNA-templated transcription. Gene Ontology annotation, molecular function: transcription coregulator activity. NCBI's taxonomy places the organism in Eukaryota, Metazoa, Chordata, Aves, Passeriformes, Motacillidae. Gene Ontology annotation, cellular component: mediator complex. The transcript is spliced from 5 exons. The coding region runs from base 386 to 925 and encodes 179 amino acids.